AUGGCUGACGCAAUUGCUGAGCUCCGUAAGAGAUUGGACGCAAUUGUUCAAAAUAAUAAAAAGGAAGAGGAUCAAGCUCCAAUAGUUCCUGUUGUUCCACAAGCUCAAAACACCGCAGAAGCAGAAAAUGCUGAAGUUGAAAAACCAAAAGAUGAAAAUUCAAUUUGGGUAGGUAAUCUUGAUGCUUCGGUAACGCAAGAAAAGCUCGAAAACCAUUUUAGCUGCUGUGGUAAAAUUAAAAAGUUGACAAUCCCUACAAAGCAAAAUCCACACGCUCCUAAAUAUGCAUAUAUUGAAUUUGAUUCAAAAGAAGCUGCUCAGUUAGCAAUAGAUAGUCUUAAUAAUCAUCUAUUUAGUGGACGUAAUUUGAAUAUAAAGCCGAAGCGUGAAAAUCGCCCAGGAAUGAGAAGAUCAUUCCGUCGUAGCAGGCAUUAA
Messenger RNA from Trichomonas vaginalis G3, 435 nucleotides. RefSeq names its product positive regulation of polynucleotide adenylyltransferase protein. The coding region runs from base 1 to 435 and encodes 144 amino acids. NCBI's taxonomy places the organism in Eukaryota, Parabasalia, Trichomonadida, Trichomonadidae. The transcript has a single exon. The record is from RefSeq and is a predicted model, not a curated record. Gene Ontology annotation, molecular function: RNA binding.